This is a messenger RNA of Hypanus sabinus (Atlantic stingray), 4523 nucleotides long. It is a transcript of the gene nf2b, whose product is annotated as NF2, moesin-ezrin-radixin like (MERLIN) tumor suppressor b. Gene Ontology annotation, biological process: regulation of organelle assembly; regulation of cell shape; positive regulation of protein localization to early endosome. NCBI's taxonomy places the organism in Eukaryota, Metazoa, Chordata, Chondrichthyes, Myliobatiformes, Dasyatidae. Gene Ontology annotation, cellular component: plasma membrane; cytoskeleton; filopodium. Gene Ontology annotation, molecular function: actin binding; cell adhesion molecule binding. The record is from RefSeq and is a predicted model, not a curated record. The transcript is spliced from 17 exons. The coding region runs from base 312 to 2108 and encodes 598 amino acids.
GUUGGGCAGGUGAGGAGAGAACUGUGAGGCGCUCCGCUGCGGGUUGCUCAUCCCACCUGGAGGGCGCGCUCUGCCGGGGAGCGGUGAUUCGCCGUCCUUCGACCCAGCCCGCUGCCUUGGUGGACUGGCUGCUUAAACAGAUCGCCAACAGAGUUAAACGUCGCGGGCCAGGUCAUGGCCUGGUUAUUGGGAUCGCUGUGCGGUCUGUUGUCGGUCUGAGGCCGGUGUUUGUGUCGCCUCGCACGCACUUGCUAUAACUCGAGUCCGGGGCUCGGGCUGGGCCUUCCUACGUCCGUUUAAAACUACACUUGAUGGUAUCCUUCAAAGGAUUUAGAAGGAAAAUGUCGAUAAUGGGCUUAAAGAAAAAACAACCUAAAACCUUCAAAGUUAAGGUUAUUACCAUGGAUGCAGAAAUGGAAUUCAGUUGUGAGGUGAAAUGGAAAGGGAAAGACCUCUUUGACUUAGUGUGUAGAACAAUUGGAUUGCGAGAAACUUGGUUCUUUGGACUGCGAUACAUGGUAAAGGAUACUUCUGCAUGGUUAAAAAUGGAGAAAAAGGUGUUGGAUCAAGAAGUUCCCAAGGAGGAUCCGAUUACAUUUCACUUCCUGGCAAAGUUCUAUCCUGAGAAAGUGGAAGAAGAACUUGUCCAAGAAAUCACCCAGCACCUUUUCUUCCUGCAGGUGAAGAAACAGAUUUUGGAUGAGGAGAUUUAUUGCUCCCCUGAGGCUUCUGUGCUGCUGGCAUCUUAUGCUGUUCAAGCAAAGUAUGGAGACUACGAUCCAAAUUUUCAUAAACCUGGUUUCUUGGCUCAGGAUGAACUACUACCAAAGAGAGUCCUUAAACAAUAUCAGAUGACAGCAGACAUGUGGGAAGAAAAGAUAACAGCCUGGUAUGCUGAACACAGGGGAAUUGCGAGAGAUGAAGCUGAAAUGGAAUAUUUAAAGAUUGCACAAGACUUAGAAAUGUACGGAGUAAAUUAUUUCCCUAUCACGCAAAAUAAAAAGGAUACUGACUUGCUACUUGGAGUCGAUGCACUUGGUCUUCAUAUCUACAUCCCUGACAACAAGCUAUCAUCUAAAAAGUCAUUUGCGUGGAGUGGAAUCAGAAACAUUUCCUACAGUGAGAAAGAGUUUACCAUCAAACCUUUAGACAAAAAGGCGGAGGUUUUCAAAUUUUACUCUUCACAGCUCCGUGUAAAUAAAUUGAUUUUGCAGUUAUGCAUUGGAAAUCAUGACUUGUUUAUGAGAAGGAGAAAAGUAGAUUCAAUUGAAGUUCAGCAGAUGAAAGCUCAAGCCAGAGAAGAAAAGGCUAGGAAAAAGAUGGAACGUCAAAGGUUAGCCAGAGAGAAAAAGUUGAGGGAGGAGGCUGAGCGAGCAAAAGAAGAUUUGGAGAGGCGACUUUAUCAAUUACAAGAUGAGUCCAGGCUUGCGAAUGAAGCACUGAUACGAUCAGAGGAGACUGCUGACUUGCUUGCAGAGAAGGCACAGAUUGCAGAAGAGGAGGCCAAGCUGCUCGCUCAGAAAGCUGCAGAAGCAGAGCAGGAGCGACAGAGGUUGGAAGUCACAGCCCUGAAGACAAAAGAGGAGAAGCGUCUAAUGGAACAGAAGAUGCGAGAAGCAGAGUUGAUAGCUGUUAAGCUUGUGGAGGAAUCAGAGAGGAGAUCUAAGGAAGCAGAACAGCUCAAGCAAGAUCUAACCGAAGCUCGAGAGGCAGAGAGAAGAGCCAAGCAUAGACUGCUGGAGAUCACAAAACCCAGUUAUCCGGUUAUAGCUUCAUAUUCAGCUCAUCCCCCAGCUGAUGUUGGUGAUCUUAACUUAGAAUCUGGAUCUUUUAAAUUUGACUUCAAGGAUACUGAUAUGAAGCGGUUAUCCAUGGAGAUAGAACGAGAACGUGUGGAAUACAUGGAAAAAAGCAAACACCUGCAAGAGCAGUUGAAGGAAUUAAAAACUGAAAUUGAAGCUCUGAAAUUAGAGGAACGACAUGCUAACAUGGGCAUCCCUACCAGUGAGACCAUGGAGUUUUCUGAUAAUACUUACACACCGCUCAGUAAUCUUAAUUUACAGAGCGUAACUGCAAAGACACAAGUGGCCUUUUUGGAAGAACUCUGACUUGCACAGAACUCUGGUCCGCUCACGAGUUUGAUCUACCUGCAUUCCAGAGCCAAGAAGUGAACUUAGCACAAUUUUUUUAAGGAACUUCAGCAAUUUGUUUUGUAAAAAAAGAGGAAUUCUGCUUGAAACUACAAGUACAAUGAUUUGCAUACUGGCAAAGACAGUGUGUUUAAGUCACUAAGCAUAUAAAGCUACACUAAAUGGGAAAUGUUACGUGUAAUUCCCAGUUAUAACAAAAAAUGCUAGUGCCUUUGCUGCUUAUUCUAAAUAUAAUUAUGGACUAAUGGAAUCAUUUAUGCUUCAAUCAGGAUACUUAGCCAUCCAUAUUAAAAAUGUUAUUUAUUCACAAAUCGUCAAAAACACGGACCCAUAUGUUGAUUUCACCCAACUUGCUUCACUAUUGUUUUAUCGUUUUCACUACUCCAAUGAAAACCUGUAGUAGUGAAUAUUAAUAUUUCACUACUAUAAAUUCAUUGUCCAGCAUUUUAUUUCACAUGUUUAUUAUUUCACAUGUUGUAUUAGUUGUCAUUUAAGAGUACUAUGUUGUACUGUAUUGAAAUGUUAACACAAAACCAUGACUUCCUAAUGAUUAGACCCAUCCAGUUUGUUGCAAAUAUUUAAAAAUCUUCGUCAAACUACAUUUAUAGCCUGGUUAAUGUUUGUAGUAAUGGUUAGUGAUAUUUAAAUGAUAAUAGUACAAUGCACCAGAAUAUAAGACAUUCAUAUAUACAUCAUUUUAAUUGAGUUUUUAUAACAAAAUAAAAUUGAACGUGACCAAACCUAUAAAGUCCGUAUGGGAUGCAUUGGAUUGGUAGGUAUGAGCAUAAAAUUAUAGGAUCAGAAUCUGUUUCUUUUUGUAAUCAGUCUUACUUUGUUUUAAUACACUAAUGUGUUAGACCUGAUGUAUGUGAAACUAAUUUUUGUGCAAAUUCUUGAUAGCCUCUCAAAAAAACUACAACUUAUUCUUCAAAAUGUUGUUAGAUAUAAAAUGAGACAUUUUCAGAUACCAACAAGAUAGUGAAAAUAAUUCAAAUAGGUUUGCGUAAUUUCCAUAAGUGGCAUUAGCACAAUAAUUUGGUGGUUUCCAAUCAACAAAUAUAUAUAGGUUUGCAUUUAUUCAAUUGAAUUCAAUUAUGAGAAUAUAUUCAUCCUUAACUAAGUAUGAUCAUGAUUUUAAAAACCAAAAUGCUGUAAGCACUUGUCAGGUCAGGUUACCUCUGAGGAAAGAGAAUUAAAGUCAAUAUUUCAUGGACAUUUUGUCAAAACUGGAAAAUGGAGAUUUCCUUUGCAGCUUUGAUGAAAAGUCUUUGAACUUUAAAAAGUUAGCUUUUUUUCUGAAGAUGGUACCUGGCUUACUGAGUGUUCGCAGCAUAUUCUGGUGUUUAAAAUUUCUAGCCACUGCAUUUCAUGACUUUUGUGAUCAUGGGGUUUUGUUGUAAGUGGCAGAAAAUUUAUGUGGAAAAGAUCUCUAAAGCUAUAAAAAAUUCUAGAUACUUUAAGGAGACGAGCCAUAUUUAAUUCACAAGGAGAAACAAAAGAUUGCCUAUUGAGUGGUUUGAUGUGAAUUUUCAUUAUCAAAAUUAGCUGGAACAUUUAGAAGGUCCACACUCAUUGUUUUAGAAAGAUUUACAGCAAUGUGAGAAACUCAUUUUGCUGUUUAAAUUUCAUUUGAACUUUAUUUUCACAUAAUUGGUACACUUUAGUACAGCUUACAAUGCCAAGUUAGCUUUUCCUCAGAAGAAAUGAGGAUAAAAACACUUUUUUGAAAGAAUGUUUUGACUGAACUAAGCAUAUAAACAUGCUGAUUGAAGUUGUUUGCAGUUUUAUAGUGUAUUUUUUAAUUGAUUAUUUUCAUAAGCAAUAUUUAGUAAAAAGAUGUUUAUGUUCUUGCUAUUAAAAUGUUCAGAAUUUCUACAAGCUCAUUCACUUGGAUAUGUAUUUGGUUUGGUUAUGUCAUUAAAUGUGGUGGUACCAUCUGUCUAUUUUUACCAACUUGGCAUUUGUUUCCACUGAGAUUACUUUAAAGAUGUAUUUUUAUCACAGCAGUUUGAUGGAAUGCAGAAACUUAAGCAUGUUUAAACCAUGAUCAAUUACACACAACUAAUUGGCUAUGUUCAGAGCCAGAAAAUACUUUAUAACAAUGCAUAUUAUAUUCAGACAAAGCAGAGUUCAAAGGAUAGAUUUAGAAAGAUGGGGUUUGGAGAACAUUACAUAUUAAGAAUUGAUAAAAGUUGCUUGUUCUUUGACUGUCUUAAUAUUUUGCAAAAUUUGCUUGUUCAUCUAUUCACAGCAAUUUAUUAUCUAAACUUGUAUGAUUUAUUUAUUUUGUAUUUGUAUUUUCUGCAUUGUUUCCAGAAUUUAAGCAACUUUCUUUACACCUGUAUCAGGCAAUAAAGGACACAGUAAAUUGUG